CCCCCAGCCACAGCUUUUCUUGUUGCUUGUCAAAACAGAUUCUACGGAAUGCCUGCACUCAGUUACCCAGCUUUUCCAGACGACGUGCCCACGGUCCCACUCUUGGUCAUCGACUACGAGCUCGUCAAAGCCAAAGACGAGAAUGAGAUCAACAGACUCUGGGAAGCGGCGACGAAGCUUGGUUUCUGGUACUUAAAGAACCACGGUGUAGAUGACGAGGUGAACGAGAUGUUCGAGAUGGGCAAGGAGACGAUGAGUUUGCCGCUGGAGGAGAAGAUGAAGUAUGAGCAAGGGGAUGAGGGAAGUUCAUUCGGGUAUAAAUAUGCCGGUGCAAACGCCACGGAUGGUACAGGUGCCCCCGAUCUCGUUGAAUUCAUCAACGUUUCCAAAGACGAUGCGCUAGCCUAUCCGACGCCGGUGCAUCGCACGUACCCAUCCACCGUCAACGCGCGUAUGGAGUCCACUAUCCAGCCAUUUGUUCGCAAGUCCGUGGAAGUGAACCUUACGUUGAUUGAGACGCUGAAUGAUAAGCUCGGACUGCUAAAGGGUGAGCUGGCCAAGAGACAUAGGUUGAAGGACCCGAGCGGGAGCGAAUCGAGAUGUAUCAAAAGCCCGAAGAAUCAGGAGAUGUCGGCUGAGAAGGCUGCAAUUGGGGCGCAUACUGAUUUCGGGUCGAUGUCGUUCUUGCAUAAUAGACUCGGCGGGCUUCAAGUCUUGCCUCCCGGUUCAGAUGGAUGGAAGUUCGUCAGGCCAAUUCCCGGCCACGCAAUCUGCAAUCUGGGAGAUGCGAUGGCAAUAUUCAGCGGAGGGAUCCUGCGCUCCAACCUACACCGCGUUGUUCCCCCACCGAAAUCACAGUCCGCGUACGACCGUUGGUCCCUCGUCUUCUUCACUCGUCCUGCGAACUCUGCUAUCUUAUCCGCGUUGAAAGACGAGAGCGAGAUGAUCAGAGAGGCAGUGGAAAAUGCGAAUGAGAGAGGGGAGAAGGGGAAGUAUGAGACGGGGGUCACGAGUGGGGAGUGGUUUGCUCGUCGAAUCAAAUACCAGAGGAUUAAAAACAGAACGGGCCCGGAAACGUGGAGAGCUAGUCGAGGGACAGAGCAUAAGGAUGACACCGUCAACGUUGGUGCUUGACUGCCGUCGUUUAGCGAUUCGUGGGUCUCUGUGUCGCUGUACGAUAUUGUUUGAGCUGCAGACGUCUGUAAGUUUGCUGUCAGUUUACCGACUUCAAUGGGAUUACUGUCUUGCACUUCUCCGAAGCUGCCAAGACCUCACCGCUGUGGUAGACAAGGUUGCGUCUUAUAAUGCUACUAAUAU
Stereum hirsutum FP-91666 SS1 is the source of this 1317-nucleotide messenger RNA. Its product is annotated as Clavaminate synthase-like protein. The record is from RefSeq and is a predicted model, not a curated record. The transcript is spliced from 5 exons. Bases 49 to 1134 code for a protein of 361 amino acids. NCBI's taxonomy places the organism in Eukaryota, Fungi, Basidiomycota, Agaricomycetes, Russulales, Stereaceae. Gene Ontology annotation, molecular function: dioxygenase activity.